Closterium sp. NIES-67 is the source of this 881-nucleotide messenger RNA. Lineage: Eukaryota; Viridiplantae; Streptophyta; Zygnematophyceae; Desmidiales; Closteriaceae. The record is from the annotation of a GenBank genome assembly.
GACCCACCAUGGCCUGUGGGUGUGCCUAAGUGGUGUUCUAAAGGUUGGAUGUGUCUUCCGCUAAGGGGAAACUCUGCCGAAAUUUCGUGGACGCCGACGCUUGUGAAAAUAUCGCGGGAGCUGACGGGCGGAUGAGGAGUGCCUUCAAACGCUACAAGCUACUGAAGAUUGCUGUUGGGGAAGAGAAGAUGCUAGAAGAAGGCGAAGCACGUGAACGGUGGAUUGAGAAAAGCGCCGUGCUUUUCGACCUCAUCCUUCAAUCGGUCAACAAGGAGAUGUUCGAGCACAUCAAGGAUCUUGUGGAAGCGGAUGAUUCGGGUCCAAGGGCGUGGAAACUACUACGCGAUGUGAUUCAGCCCAACACUCUCCCGAUGGUGAUCGUGCUCGAGAAGGAACUUGCUGCCAUCUGCAUGCGACCAGGGGACGAUGUGAAGCCGGUCCUUGACAAGAUCAAGGACACCUAUGCAAGGAUGGCAGCAGCGGGCAGCAGUGUAUCUCAGCUGCAGCAGUGCACCAAGAUCAUCUCGGUGUUGGACAACUCUUCGGACAACCUCAUCCCCACCCUCAACUCUCAGCAAUAUCAAUGGACACUUGAGUGGCUAAGGCAGCAGAUUCUGCAGGAGGACUUCCGCAGACGCCAUUACUGCAAGAAGGUCGGGCAUCCUUGGUUCAAGUGCUUCAGCAGGCCGGAGGGAUGGGCACCUCCAGGCAUGAAGCCGCCAAGUGGUGAACGCGCACAAGGUGGCGCUGUGCAAGGCUCAGGUGCACAAGAAGAGUAAGGCCGAAGUGACCUUUGGACCAACCAGCUGCUGUGCUAAACUUGGGAAGAAGGUGCUGUGGAGUCUGGAAGAGGAGACCAGCUGCAUCAAGGACCUAUGGCA